This is a messenger RNA of Lobosporangium transversale, 1237 nucleotides long. Its product is annotated as mitochondrial carrier domain-containing protein. The transcript is spliced from 3 exons. The record is from RefSeq and is a predicted model, not a curated record. The annotation marks the transcript as partial. Gene Ontology annotation, molecular function: S-adenosyl-L-methionine transmembrane transporter activity. Lineage: Eukaryota; Fungi; Mortierellomycota; Mortierellomycetes; Mortierellales; Mortierellaceae. Gene Ontology annotation, cellular component: mitochondrial inner membrane.
CAUGAUGCAACAACAACAACAACAGACUUCUUAUCCUUAUACUCAAGCUGCUAAAACAGCAGUAGUAGUAGCACAACAACAUGCACACUCAGCCCCCGUAGUAAGAACACCUGCAUACACACAGAUACAGAAGUUUAAGAAUCACUUCCAAUCAGGGGCUGUAUCACUCUCACUCUCAUAUGCAGUAAUGCACCCACUCGAUACCCUCAAAACUAGAAUGCAAGUCCCUGGUGGAUCAGGUAUCGCAUGGUCUGCCAUCUUUACUCGUGAAACCGCUCGAAUGCUGGGAAAGGGUUUUCUCGUCAGCUCCAUUGGUGCGGGUCUCCAGGGAGGUGCUCGGUUUUCAUUCUACGAGCUCACGAAAUCAUAUCUCUUGCCACCAACAUCUCGUUUUCAGACUGGACACAAUCCCCCUCAUCAUCCUUGGUGGCUUCCAACACUUUCACCUAUUCCCGCUACAGCCAUCUCAGCCAUCAUUGGAGACCUUGCAUCCUCUGUGAUCAAAGUACCUCGUGAAGUCAUCACAUCCAGGCUGCAAACAGGAUACUAUAACCACCACACUCAUAUGGGACAACAAUCCCAGAGCAACAUCAAUGCAGGAUAUGUCUUCAGAGCAGUGCUGAGGGAUGAAGGCGUCCGAGGCUUGUUCCGAGGAUUCUGGAGCACCACUGCACGCGACUGUCCAUUCAUGGUCAUCCUUUUCACCACCUAUGAGAACUUUAAGGCUUAUCACACCCGUGUUCUCACUACUCAGAUCACUUCAGAUCCCAAUUACAUUGCAUCCUCACCUGUCGAAGUCAAGAUUCCCCCUAUGACCUCGACCUUGUUUGGUGGCAUUUCUGGAUUCUUGGCUGGAUAUUUCACUACUCCCAUGGAUGUCAUCCGUACCAGGAUUAUGACCUUCAAGAAAGGCACUGCUGCCGUAGGUCCAUCCACAACCAUCGUACCAACUACCCCUCAGGCCAUCACAAUGACAAACAUUAGUCGUGAGAUGUACCGCCAGGCAACAAUGCAGGCUCUCAAGGCUAGCGCUCAUUCCAAUGCUCUUAUCAGAUCCAUGCGUGUUGGUCAAAGUGUUUACAGCACCUUCUUCGUCGGUGCUAUCCCACGUAGUCUCUGGUGGUUCUGCGUAUGCUCCAUCUUCUUUUCUACAUAUGAAGUAAUGAAGCAGAAGUUGAUGCCUUUGGACUAUGAGCCUACCACAUCUUCAUCUGUAGUAUCAGCAGUACGCAAGUGA